This is a messenger RNA of Dunckerocampus dactyliophorus (ringed pipefish), 3008 nucleotides long. RefSeq names its product sodium/potassium transporting ATPase interacting 4 (gene nkain4). The record is from RefSeq and is a predicted model, not a curated record. Lineage: Eukaryota; Metazoa; Chordata; Actinopteri; Syngnathiformes; Syngnathidae. The coding region runs from base 271 to 900 and encodes 209 amino acids. The transcript has 7 exons. Gene Ontology annotation, biological process: regulation of sodium ion transport.
CUCCUUCACCUACUGGCUCAGUCCUGUCGUCUCCCUGCCAGUUACCUUAGCUGAGACCGGACCAGCCGGAGCGGAUAGGAGCUAACAAACUACCGACCGCUUACCACGAAGCUGUGAUGAUCUGUAGUCGAAGACAACACCGGAGGGAAAGACGAGACAUGUGAGCCCGGUUGCUGGAUCAAGACUGAGUGUGGUCGGCAUAUUGUCGCUCCUCUGAGCGAGUUUACAGAGGGCUUCUCUCCCGACUGAGAGUUUGUCACCACGGACACAAUGGGCUGCUGCAGCGGGCGGUGCACGCUUAUUUUUAUUUGCACUGUACAGUUGGUGUUGGCUCUAGAACGACAAGUCUUUGACUUCCUGGGGUACCAAUGGGCUCCUAUCCUAGCCAACUUCUUCCACAUCAUCAUUGUCAUCCUGGGCCUCUUCGGCACCAUUCAGUACCGACCACGCUACAUUGUGGUGUAUACAGUUUGGGCGGCUCUGUGGGUGGCCUGGAAUGUCUUCAUCAUCUGCUUUUAUCUGGAUGUAGGCGGCCUAUCCAAGGACAGUGACCUGCUGACAUUUAACAUCUCAGCCCAUCACUCAUGGUGGAGCGAACAUGGGCCCGGCUGUGUUAGGAGAGAGAUGCCGGAAACUGAAGGGUUCUAUACCACUGAGAGCCAUUCCUACAUCACUGUCAUGGGCUGCCUCAUGGACUACCAGUACAUUGAGGUCAUGCACAGUGGAAUGCAGAUCCUGGCCGCGCUCCUGGGCUUUGUGUACGCCUCCUAUGUGGUCAGCGCCAUCACUGAGGAGGAGGACAGCUUUGAUUUUAUUGGUGGAUUUGACCCAUUCCCACUCUACCAUGUCAAUGAGAAACCAUCCCAUCUUCUCCUAAAGCCAGUGUCCCUGUCUACGUAAAUAGAUCAUCCAGGAGGGGAAGCGACGCUCUCAUGGGAGAAAAAAAUGGCUGUUUUGACCUGUUAGUUCCAUGGCACUGGGACAUGCCAGACAUUCUUCUCUCUUACACUUUACAGUACUUUAAACAUGCCACUCAUUGGUGGGCUGCAUGGAAAAUACACCUCAGCUUAACUGUCUUCCUUUUCAUCACCGCUAAAUGUUUAGAAGCAGGUUUUGUUAUUCCGUGCAGAGAUGCUAUGGCCUUCCCACCAACACAACAGUAUAGAGCAGUAUAUACAGUAAAUACCUUUAGUUUGUAAUCGGCAAAAACCCAAUGUUGUCGGUCUGUGUCUUAGCGCUACAGUCGUUUUGCAUGUCAUUGCUGGUUUGGCUCAGAUUUUGGCCGGAGGGCUGAAUUACAGUGAAGCCUGUGGAAUGAACAAACCAUUGUGCACUGCCUGUUUACUUUAGGCAGGGGUCUUUGUGCAUACAUACACAGGCAGAGCAGGAAAAAGGAAGCCAAUCUUGAAGGACACGCAUCAGAAAUACCCAAUGUAAAUAAUGCAGUGAGGAAAGGAGAUAAAUGUACAAUGCUAAAGUUAUGGCAUGCAAGUUUUCAAAGUUUUAUUUCAAAGGUCUUUCAAAGUUUGUGAAGAGUUUCACAAACAGCCAAGUCAUCGUCACUGAAGUGUCAGGUCUUUGUGUUUGACAUAGUGCUUGGAAGCUGUGCAUGGGAUUGUUAUACAUGCUCGGCAUAUUGUUGACAGUCAAGAAACAUCAAAAAUAGCUCAUGUUAGGAAACCUGUACAUCCAUCCAUCCAUCCAUUUUCUAUACCGCUUCAUCCUCAUUGUACAAUUGGAUGUAAAAUUACCUAUACCUGAGUACUGUCCAAUGCCAGUUCAACACUUGGAAUCUGGUGUUUUAAGCAUGUUUUGCAUACAGUGCAUACUGUACGUAUAUGUGUAUAACCUAUCAAACAAUGGAACGACAACACUCCUUUACUGGUUGCAUAUCAAGUGGUUUACCUUGUAGCCGGGGGUGCUAUAAGGGGGAGAAAAGCGCUGCUGAUUGUAAGGGCCCAUGACUGACAGGGAAAGAAAACAGUAUUAGUCUGUUGUUUUGGUGGAGCCCAAAAUCCCUUGGAGGCACCCCUGCUUGUAGCUGUAGUGUUUCUACUGAGCAGUUAUAUGUCAUACCUGGAUCUGACUUCAUCAGUCAAGAUGGAGACGCAUGGGUCAUACCUCCCUUAAAAGAAUGCACUUUUCUUUGAUCAUGUUAAAUGUGCUAAAAGUCAUUUUAGGGGGAGAGAAUCCACUGUUGCCUUACUGCCCUCUGGUGUUUACAGUGUCCAUGUGCAAGAACAGACGGUUUUUAGUUGUUUUGUUUUUUUUAAUAAACCAGUGUUCUUUUUUUAAAGAAAUGACGUCUCAAAAUCAGAUGCAAUAAAUAUUUUUUCAGCACUUUGUUUAUGUUAAGGAGUUAUGCUGUUUUUAGUUGUUUUUUUUUUUCUUAACUACUAAAGCUGAAGUGCUUUCAGGAGCAAAAGAGUUGUGAACAAAUGUGUCUAUUUUUAGCACAUACAGCUAUAUGGCUGGUAAUCAGAUUCCAGUCAUAUUCUCACUGCCAGGUGGUCUGAACAUAUCACAUUGGAUCAUUCAAAAUAAAUACCGUGAACUGCAUUGGCUGUGACUGGUCUCCAAAGGCAGUUAUUUUUGUGAACUUACACACACCUACUUGACAAACUAGUGUGUGCAUUGUGUCAUACUCGGUAUCAAUUAAAAGUCUUGCAUUUUGUUUCAAUAUAGCGUCCCAAACCGUGGCGACUGGAAUAGUUUCAAACAGUUCUGUAUGCAAUGGCAUAAAACGAUGGCACAUCUAUGUAGAUAUUUCUUUAUCUUUGUAUAAAAAGUGUUCUAUUUUCACUUCCAUUUUGUGCCCAGUGUUCCCAAUACCCCAGUGUGAUCGGACUGUGUAUGUUCCUUUUCCAGAACUGUGCUUAAUAAAACUCUUUCUCUGCUCUUGUGUCAUUUAGUAGAAAUCUGUGUCAAAUCCACAUUAACGAUCACCGUGCAGACCGAGCAGCUUAAAAUGUUUAGCAUAGAUAAUAUUUAGUAAAUGUUGACAAAAC